Messenger RNA from Salpingoeca rosetta, 3206 nucleotides. Its product is annotated as minichromosome maintenance protein 8. Gene Ontology annotation, biological process: ribosome biogenesis. The record is from RefSeq and is a predicted model, not a curated record. NCBI's taxonomy places the organism in Eukaryota, Choanoflagellata, Craspedida, Salpingoecidae. The transcript has 13 exons. Gene Ontology annotation, cellular component: nucleus; MCM complex. Gene Ontology annotation, molecular function: single-stranded DNA helicase activity; ATP hydrolysis activity; single-stranded DNA binding. The coding region runs from base 51 to 3206 and encodes 1051 amino acids.
GUCGUGGACAGCUGCGGCGCGAAACUGUUGAAACGUGUUUGUGGUCGGAUAUGGCGCGGGGUUGGCGGGGACGAGGUGGAAGAGGAAGCGGAUGGGGCAGAGGUGGCGGGAGAGGGAGAGGGAGAGGGAGAGGGGGAGGGAGAGGGAGAGGAAGAGGGAGAGGGAGAGGGAGGGGGAGAGGAGGUGGCAGCCAAGGUGAUGACGGUGGUGGUGGUGGUGGUGGUGGCUUGUUUCAAGGGUUUGAGGCGGGCAUGGCGCCGCCGGAAGUCGACGAUGACUACAGCGUGCCAGCGACACCGCUCGGCAUCCCAACAACCCAGGACUACUCCAACAGCUUUGAUGGACGCGGAGGACACCUUCCAGGCACGGCAGGGGCCGGGAGUGGAACGGGGCCAAUGCCAUCAGCCUCACUGCCGCCGCGUCGGCGCGUUCAUGAUCCUCAGUGCAUCGGCUGGUACCUGUAUUUCCCGCACGAAGAGUUCUCGCCAGACUUCCCUUACCUGCGGCGCAUCAAGGCUCUCAAGGAGUUUUUCAUGAGCCGCAAGGAGCUGUUUGAAGGAGAUAUCGAGUCGGGCUGCGUCAACAUCAACUACCAGGACAUGGCCAGCUACUUUGAAGAUCCCCAAAACAGCCAGGAGGUGCCGUUGUCCGUGGACAUCAAGGAGCAACCGUCGAUUGUGCUGCAGUCCAUUGGCCUGGCCUUCUACCAGGCAUGGCACGCCCACCGCCUCGAGGGCGUGCGCAUGAUGAGACCCUCCGAAACGCAUCUGGACCUGCCGAAGGUGGCGGUCCGCCUGGCCAACUUUUCUCCCGUUACGCCACUCCGCCACCUCAAAGCCAACUGCAUUGGCAAGUUUGUUGCGGUCAAGGGAACGGUUGUGCGGGUGAGCAACGUCAAGCCCCUUGCAACCGACAUGGGGUUCCUCUGCCUCAAGUGCGGCAACGAGCUGUGCCUCGAGCUCUCAGAUGGCAAGUACAAAACGCCGCGUCGCUGCCCAACUCAAGGGUGUCGCAGCCGCAGCUUCCUUCCACAGUUCUCCUCCAUAUUCACACAGACUGUGGAUUUCCAGACCAUUCGACUUCAAGAGAUUAUUGAGGACGAACACAGGGAAUCAGGACGGAUACCGCGGACGGUGGAGUGCGAGUUGGUGCACGACCUCGUGGACACGUGUGCGCCGGGCGACACAGUGGUGGUGUCUGGGGAGGUGCGGGUGGUGAGCAGUGACGAGGGUCGACGUGGUCGCGGCGGCGCCGCAGACAAGAGCAUGUUCCUGCUGUUCAUCCACGCAAACUCCGUGCUCAACACGCGCAAGCAGCUGACCGACUCGCCAAGCGCGGGCGAUGGCGGCGGCGGCGGCGGCGGCGGUGGUGGUGAUGACAACGAUGAUGAUGAUGGUCAGGUUGGGGUGGGGGGCGACCACGGACUGUUUGCACACACGCGGCGCGACCUCUACGCAAUCAACAACAUCCAGCGGGAGGAGGACACGUUCCGGUGCAUUGUGCACUCCAUGUGCCCCACCAUCUUUGGGCAGGAGCUCGUCAAGGCAGGCCUCGUCCUCGCCCUCUUUGGCGGCUGCCAAAAGUUUGCAAAUGACGCCAACAAGAUUCCGCUGCGCGGCGAUCCACACGUUCUUGUUGUUGGGGAUCCUGGCCUGGGCAAGUCGCAGAUGCUUCAGGCGCUCAGCAACGUGGCGCCUCGCGGCGUGUAUGUGUGCGGAAACACCACGACAACGGCGGGGCUCACGGUGACCCUGCACAAGGACGGCAGCACGGGUGACUAUGCGCUGGAGGCUGGCGCGCUUGUGCUCGGUGACCAAGGCCUGUGCUGCAUUGAUGAGUUUGACAAGAUGAAGCAGCAGCACCAGGCGUUGCUUGAGGCCAUGGAACAACAGAGCAUCAGCAUUGCAAAGGCCGGCGUCGUCUGCAGUCUCCCGGCCCGCACCGCAAUCGUCGCCGCAGCCAACCCCGUGGGCGGCCACUACAACAAAGGCAAGACGGUGUCCGAGAACAUCAAGAUGAGCUCGCCGCUGCUGUCGCGCUUUGACCUCGUGUUCAUCCUGCUCGAUGAGGCCAACGAGGAGCGCGAUCGUAUGCUCUCCGAGCAUGUCAUGGCACUGCACGCCACCAGCGCCCGCCGGCGCAACGCCGCCCUCGACGACUUUGCGCGGCUCCCAGCAGGUGCCGAUGACGAUGGAAGCGGCAGCCAGACGCAGCCGCUGGCAGACCGACUCCGGCUGCGGCGCCACGAGGAGCUCGACCCAAUUCCCCCGUCGCUGCUGCGGAAGUACGUGGCAUAUGCGCGUAAGUACGUGCACCCGCGGCUCACGGACGAAGCGGCGCAGGUUCUGCAGGAGUUCUACCUCGACCUGCGGCAGCGGCAUCAGAGCGCCGACAGCACGCCCAUCACCACGCGCCAGAUUGAGUCGCUCGUCCGCCUGGCAGAGGCCCGCGCCCGCUCGGAGCUCAGGGUCGAGGUCACAAAGCAGGAUGCAUUGGAUGUGGUUGAGAUUAUGCGGUGCAGCCUAUUUGACACGUACUGCGACGAGUUUGGCCAGCCCGACUUUGAGCGCUCACAACUUGGGUCUGGGAUGAGCAAGAAGGCGCAGGCGAAGCACUUUGUGAGCCACUUGAACAAGAUGGCGGCGCAGAACUACAACUCGCUCUUCUCCAGGCAGCAGCUCAAGGAAAUUGCCAUGGACAUUGGCCUGCAGAUCCUUGCAAAGGGAGAGCUGCAAGUGAGCAAGGAGGAGCGCGACAACGAGCUGGCAGACAAGUUCAAGGAGGUGGCCUCGAUUGUAUCGGACAAGUGCAUCAACCCCGACACAAAGCGCCCAUAUGUGGCUGCGCAGAUUGAGCGCGCGAUGAAAGACCUGCACUUCUCCGUCAAGCCCAACGCGUCCAGCAAGAGCCAGGCACUAGACGUGAUCCGCAAGCUGCAGGAGACCAUCCCGCUCGAGCGUGCACAGAUGACCGUGCGUGUGGUGCUGCCGGCGCGUGAGGCGAAGAAGACAAAGGCCGCCAUAUCCGGCUUCUUUGCCGAAGUUGAAUCCGACGAGUUUGAGGGCGACGAGCUCGAGAUUGUUGCAAAGGUUGACCCUGGCGCUUACAGGCUGAUUGACGAGAAGGUGAACGAGUUGACACGUGGCAAGGGCACGCUCGAGAUUCUCAGCGUCAAGAACGUACAGGAGGGCGAUCAAGUCCUCUGA